Molecule: messenger RNA, 945 nt
Organism: Lachancea lanzarotensis
Lineage: Eukaryota; Fungi; Ascomycota; Saccharomycetes; Saccharomycetales; Saccharomycetaceae
Gene: MRPS5
Product: LALA0S01e08680g1_1
Exons: 1
Coding region: 1-945 (314 amino acids)
Biological process (GO): translation
Cellular component (GO): ribosome
Molecular function (GO): RNA binding; structural constituent of ribosome
Source: RefSeq, a predicted model, not a curated record
AUGUUCAAACGUGCUUUUUGCACUGGGCAUCGUGCCUUGCAACAGGCAUCGAAAUCGCCUGCGUCAAUCUCGCAUCCGGACCCCGAGUUUCUUGCCAAAUACUAUCCGAAAGAAAUCGUCAAGUCCAUACAGCUGGCGCAAUCGGUCAUUCCUCCCAGCACCAAAUUCCAAGUUUCAGAAAAUGUGGAGUUCGCCCCGGGCUACUUGGACGAUUUCUCCAAGAUCGAUUCCUACUGGGAUUACAAACCAGGUACGCCGCAUCUGCAUUCGUUUGACGCUUCCACGCAAUAUACAUUUGACGAUAUAAGUCAACCGCUUCCCAACGGGAGGGUCAUAGCCCCUGGAGCUUCUCUCCCUCGUCCCGACGGAACCAGAAACUCUGCCACAGCUGAUAUCGCCCGCGGCCUUCAACGGCAAACUGGUAUCAACCCCGAUUUCGUAACCCGCAAACUAACAAUGCGUCCAUUGGUGAUGAAGCGGGUCUCGAAUCAAACCGGUAAGGGUAAGAUCCCAAGUUUUUACGCUUUAGUGGUGGUCGGAGACAAAAACGGUAUGGUUGGUUUGGGUGAAGGUAAAUCAAGAGAUGAAAUGUCCAAAGCGGUUUCCAAGGCCCAUUGGGACGCAGUGCGUAACUUGAAGGAAAUUCCUCGUUACGAGAACAGAACUAUUUACGGAGACGUUGAUCACCGCUACCACGGUGUCAAGCUGUUUCUCAGGUCCGUCAAGCCGGGUUUCGGUUUGCGAGUGAAUCAUAUCAUUUUCGAGAUUUGUGAGUGCGCCGGAAUCAAGGAUUUGAGCGGGAAAGUCUACAAAAGUAGGAAUGAGAUGAACAUAGCAAAGGGUACUAUCGAAGCCCUCACAGAGUCCCAGAAGACGCUGGACGAAAUCGCAUUGGGGAGAGGUAAAAAAGUAGUCGAUGUCAGAAAAGUAUACUAUUCCAGCUGA